Erythranthe guttata (spotted monkey flower) is the source of this 1283-nucleotide messenger RNA. Its product is annotated as E3 ubiquitin-protein ligase At3g02290. The record is from RefSeq and is a predicted model, not a curated record. Gene Ontology annotation, molecular function: ubiquitin-protein transferase activity. NCBI's taxonomy places the organism in Eukaryota, Viridiplantae, Streptophyta, Magnoliopsida, Lamiales, Phrymaceae.
AAAAAAAAUAAAAAUAAUAAUAUUUUUGCAGAAAUACAGAAGCACCAUCUCUGAAAGAAUUGACCUCGGAAUUCUGUUCUCCCCUCUCUCCAGGAUCAUCUCUCUUAGUUAGAUUGGUGAUUAUUACUGUUUUCGAGGUCUCGUGCGAUAAGAAAAAGGCCUUCGGGUCUUCUUUCUUUCGUGGAGAGAGGUUGCUGGUUCGCAUACUUGGGGACCCCACCUCUCUCGUUAUCAUUAUCAUUUAAAUUAUAUUCAAGCCUUUGGUAUUCGAUGUUUUAGUGUUCGUGUCAUCAAAUAAGGGUUUUCUCGAGAUAUUGAGGGGGGAAAGAAAGUGGUUAAAUUGGGCAGGCAUUUUACGAUUAAAUUAGGCUACCAUCACUGUUAUAUAACCAUGGGUGCGGCUUGUUGCUGUUUGAGGGAUGACUGUGAAGAUUUUGCUAAUCCAAACAGCUCGGUUUAUAGGAAUUGCGUAUUCCUUCGUUGCUUUGUUCAGAACUUCUUGCAUGUGUAUGCGUCGAUGUUUCGUAGAGGAGAAGAAUAUGCGUUGCCUUCAUCCACACAAGGAGCAGCAUCUUUAAACGCUAUGGUAUCACUCGAUAACUCACUAGUCGACAUGUUUCGCCCGCCACCUAGGCCUCUUCCUUACGAUGCGGACCCCAGAUAUUUUUCCUCCCACCGCGACGGAUUGGUCUCGAGAAGGGAUAAAUCGUCGAGCCAUUCGCACGAAGAAACAGAGCUACUGAGAGCAACUGAAGGUGCCGCCGAAGAGCAACCGGAAUCUUUUAGCAGCAAAGGUAAAUGGGUCGAGUUCGCACGCGAGGAAGAAUCACAAGAAUGCCAUUCGAAAUCUCCGCUUAAGCUCUCGACAGGGAAAACUAGUACUGGUCCUACUGGAUAUGCUCAUAUUUAUACUUCUUAUGACGAUGAAGAUGUCUGCCCUACGUGUCUUGAAGAAUAUAUUACGGAAAACCCGAAAAUAAUUACAAAAUGUUCUCACCAUUUCCAUCUUGGUUGUAUAUACGAGUGGAUGGAAAGAAGCGAAAACUGCCCAGUUUGUGGCAAGGUGAUGGCAUUCGAUGAAACGACUUGAAGAUAUCUUGUCGUGGACGAUACCAACCAGCAAACACAGACAGAACAACAAAAAACGAAGCCUGUAAAGUGUAAAUCCAUUGUAAAUAACAAGCUUUGCUUAAAAAGUAUUGUCUUUUUAUAUGCUUCAUAUUAUCAAGCAUAAACAUUGAUUGCCUUUUAUUAUAGUCGUCUCCAAGCGUAAAUAUCGUAUA